Messenger RNA from Rhizophagus irregularis DAOM 181602=DAOM 197198, 1407 nucleotides. RefSeq lists its product as uncharacterized. The record is from RefSeq and is a predicted model, not a curated record. Gene Ontology annotation, molecular function: protein binding; DNA binding. Lineage: Eukaryota; Fungi; Glomeromycota; Glomeromycetes; Glomerales; Glomeraceae.
AUGAUAAGAAAAAAAGAGAGAAAAAAAGGUCCUGUUUGGAAACAUUUUUACAGUAUAAGUGAACAUGACGACUCUCAUCCUCAUGUACAAUGUAUAUACUGUUUAAAAGAUUUUCAACGAGCUGUUCCUGAACGAAUGCAAGCACAUCUUGACAAAAAAUGUCCAAGUGCACCGAAUAAUGCAAAAUCACAAUCUGUUCAACAGAAUAAUUCUACAUCAAUAAUUGGCUACACUGAUAACAUAAAUGAAGAAAUUGUAAGAAAAAGAGGAUCUGUUUGGAAAAAUUUUCAUAUAAUCGGUAAAUAUGGGGACUCACACCCUAGUGUACAAUGUAACUAUUGUUCCAAAGAGUUUAAACGAGCUGUUCCUCAACGAAUGCAAACUCAUAUUGAAAAAUGUGAACAAGUUCCGAAUAAUGUAAAAUCAAAAUUGAAACAAUCUAGACAACAAAAUACUAUAAAAAUUAAUAAUAUUAAUGAUUAUAUGAGUGAAGAAGAACAAAAAUCCCUUGAGUCUUUACUAGCCAAAGCUUUAUCUUCAGCUAAAAUUCAAUUUUCUUUUGUUGAUAACCCAUUUGUCAUACAAUUUUUUAACCAUCUUCGACCAUCCUUUAAACUACCAAAUGGAGAAGAAAUAAAAAUACAAAUGAGUCAAACACAAUCUUUAAAUGAUAUAACAUAUCAUCCUGAAUACUGUCAUCAAUUUGAAAUAAAAACUGAAGAUGGAAGUGAUAUUGAUACUGAUACAACGAUUGAUCUUGAAUGUGAAAGUGAAAGUAAAAAAAGAACGAUAUUUGAAUCUUGUAAAGAAGCAGCUGAAAAAGGUGAUAUCAAAUCAAUUUUUAAACUUGGACGUUGUUAUGCUAAUGGAAUAGGAACUGAAAAAAAUGAAAUCAAAGCAUUUGAAUCAUAUAAAGAAGCAGCUGAAAAAGAUCAUGUUGAAUCAAUGUAUAAACUUGGAUGCUGUUAUCAAAAUGGAAUAGGAACCGAAAAAAAUGAAAUUAAAGCAUUUGAAUUAUAUAAAGAAGCAGCUGAAAAAGGUGAUCUUGAUUCAAUUGAUUCAAUGUAUUAUUAUGAUAAACUUGAAUGUUGUUAUACUGAACUUAGACAUUGUUAUGAGAAUGGAAUAGGAACUGAAAAAAGUGAAAUCAAAGCAUUUGAAUUAAAUAAAGAAGCAGCUGAAAAGGGUUUUGUUGAAUCAAUAUAUGAACUUGGAUGUUGUUAUGAGAAUGGAACAGGAACUGAAAAAAAUGAAAUCAAAGCAUUUGAAUUAUAUAAUAAAGCAGCUGAAAAAGGUGAUCUUAAUUCAAUGUAUAAACUUGGAUGUUGUUAUCGAUAUGGAAUAGGAACUGGAAUUAACGUAAUUAAAUCAUUUGAAUAUUAUAACAAAGCAGAAAAGAAGUCUUAG